CUUUCGCUCUUCUUUCGUUCAUUCGUACGCGCUCUCUCUCGGUAUAGUCUGUGUUCUUGUCUCUGCGAACUCUUCAUUUCGAGUGCAAAGAUUUUCUGAUUUAAAAAAGAAAAAAAACAUUUGCACUCGAGGUGGUGUCAGCUUUCUUCGCAAGAUAGCAAGUUAGCUUAAGCUCUUCCGUCGCAACGAAGCCAGGAGAAAUGGGGAGGUACGCUCAUGUCUUCUUCGUUCCUUUAUUCCUCCUCUUCUUGUGCUGUUUCUCCUCCUUCUUUGUUUAUGGUUUGGCUGCCACUUCGUUCCAACUACUCCCAAGACAGAGAGCUAUCAUGACCAAUCUCUCUAAGAGCCUCCCAACGUCUCAAACUAAUGGGUUGUGGAACAACACCACGGACCCUUGCCGUUGGGUUGGGGUGACCUGUUCCGGCCCUGCGCCCUCCUCCGUUGUGACCUCUCUCUCCUUGUCCGGCCGCGGCCUCUCCGCCACCACCUCCUCCUUGGUCGCCCGCUUCUUUGACAUCCUCUGCCGCCUAGACUCCCUCAAGUCCCUCGACCUCUCUGAUAACUCCCUCACCAGCAUCCCUGGCUCCUUCUUCUCCAACUGCAGCGGGCUCUCCGGAUUGGAGUCCCUCAACCUCAGCAACAAUGGCUUGAACGGUCCUCUGCCUCGUUUCUCGGGCUUUGGGGCUUUGCAGUCCUUGAAUCUAUCUUUUAAUACCUUAUACGGAGCCGUGGAUAACGGGCUGGAAAAGCUCACCAGACUGAAAAGUUUGGAUCUUUCCGGCAAUCACUUCACCGGCGAAAUCCCCACUCUGAUUUUUGGUUAUGAGAACCUCACAUUGCUGGAUCUCAGUCAAAAUAAUCUAACUGGGUCUGUUCCAAAGGGGAUCGAGAAGCUCUCCAAGUUGAAAGAACUCCUCCUUUCUUCCAAUCUUCUCGGUGGGAGAAUCCCAAGUGGUUUGGCAAGGAUUAAGACCCUGUUUCGAUUCGCUGUCCACCAGAACCAAUUCACUGGUUCGAUUCCUCGAGAACUUACUACUCAUGUGAGUGCUUUGGACCUCAGCUACAAUGGUCUCACCGGGGAGAUCCCGCCGGAACUCCUCGCGCCGCCGAGUUUAGAGUAUGUGGAUCUGACCGGUAAUCACCUUCAAGGACCCAUACCUUGGAAUUUGUCACAAAGGCUCUAUCGUUUGCGACUUGGCAAUAACACGCUCAACGGAAGCAUUCCAUCAACAAUUGGGAAGCUUCCCAAUUUGACAUAUCUAGAGCUGAAUGACAAUGUAUUGGACGGAGAGAUUUCAUCUAUGCUUGGGAACUGUAAGAAUCUGAUGCUGUUGAAUCUGGCUUCCAAUCAGUUGCAGGGGACUUUGACAAAGGAAUUGGGUUACCUCGAACAACUGGUGGUCUUGAAGCUUCAAAACAACAAGCUUAUUGGAGAAAUACCUGAUGAACUCUUGAAGUUUCAGAAUUUGAGCACUCUCGAUCUCAGCCGGAACUUCCUCAAUGGUGAGAUACCUCCAGCAAUUUCCAACUUAAAGAUGCUUUCAGUUCUAAAUUUACAAAGCAAUAGAUUCUAUGGUUCAAUACCUGGUAGCAUCGGUAGCUUGGAUUUUCUGAUAGAACUGCAGUUAGGAAAUAACCGUCUGAGCGGAACUGUUCCGAGAAUGCCAAACAGCCUAAAGAUAGCUCUGAAUCUCAGCAACAACCUCUUCAGCGGACCCAUACCUUCCUAUCUCGGUGACUUAUCUCUGUUGGAGAUUCUCGAUCUCUCGAACAAUAAUUUUAGUGGUGAAGUUCCAGAUUCUCUUACCGAAGUGCAAAACCUGAUAGAAUUGAAUCUCUCUGAUAAUCAGCUUUCUGGACUGCUUCCAAAAUUUCGUUCAUUGGUCCAUGUCAUAGCCACUGGAAAUAAGGAUCUCAUCUCUAACACUACUUCAACUAGCACUAAAACUAAGAUAAAAAUUUCUCAUGUCUUUGUUAUGAUUCUGGCUUUUGUUGGAGGCUUCAUUGUUUCAGUCUCAGCAUACACAGUUAUGCUAAAGUGCUUUAAUCAGGGGAAAAGUAACCGCCAAAAUACAGGGAGACAUGCUUUCCACUCCAACAGUCCUUUCCCUGGAAACUCCAUUGAGAGAUUGAGCUGGUUCCAGCACUGGGAUUGCGAUAGAAACCUCAGGUAAGAAAUAAAAAAUAUGAUAUGUUCACAUGUAAAGGUAGUAACAAUCCAAGAAAAGCAAUUUUGCUCUUUUGCCUGGAAUAUUUAGUGUAUGGAAAGCUCCAGCUGCAUUGCUUCCCGUACCACAUUUCCAAAUCAUUAACUGUGGGUGAAUGUUUCCAGUUAAAGAGAAUAAAUUUCACAUAAUAGCAGAAAAUGACUAUAUACAUCCUGUAAAAACCUGUCAUUGGCAUGGGGCUCGGUGAAAGGAAAACCAAAUACUUUACUCAUAAUUAUGGUUAUCAUUAGUGUUGUCAUUGGCAUGUGGCUGAUCACAGUAGUUGUUCUGUUAAUCAUUUCUAAACGCUCUUAUCGGGUGGAAGAUGAAGGUGUAGUCUACAUCCAGUAGAGACCCUUCCUCAAGUUGUAAGUGGAUGUUUCAUAACUGCAAGCAGUAUUCAGAGGUCCUGCAUCGACUCCACCAAAGCAAUGGAAGUGGUUAGUAAUCCGGACAACAUAAUAAUGAAGACUAGGUUCUCUGACAGAAUUGGUGCUUUCUGACAAUCAGCUCUCUAAAGUACUUCCUAAAUUUCCUCCAUUCAUCAAAGUUAUUACAACUAGAAAUACGAAGCUUAUGAUCUCACUUGCAUGCCCAAAGACACUGUUUAAGAAGAAAAAAAUUCUAAUACUACUUUUACAGUUAUAAUUGCUGCUUUUUUGGGGGUGGCUUCAUUGUUUUAAAUCUCGGUUGUUGCAGUGAUUCAAAGAUGCCUGAAUCAAUUGAAAAAUAAAGAAGAUGCUAGAUACUAGAUCUCUAUC
Messenger RNA from Phoenix dactylifera (date palm), 2968 nucleotides. The record is from RefSeq and is a predicted model, not a curated record. NCBI's taxonomy places the organism in Eukaryota, Viridiplantae, Streptophyta, Magnoliopsida, Arecales, Arecaceae.